Molecule: messenger RNA, 1041 nt
Organism: Gracilinanus agilis (Agile Gracile Mouse Opossum)
Lineage: Eukaryota; Metazoa; Chordata; Mammalia; Didelphimorphia; Didelphidae
Gene: NODAL
Product: nodal growth differentiation factor
Exons: 3
Coding region: 1-1041 (346 amino acids)
Biological process (GO): BMP signaling pathway; SMAD protein signal transduction
Cellular component (GO): extracellular region
Molecular function (GO): type I activin receptor binding; cytokine activity; growth factor activity
Source: RefSeq, a predicted model, not a curated record
AUGGGUGCUCUCCAGCUGGGUCUCCUGCUGGUGACUUGGGGGACGGCAACGAUGGCAGUACCCCUGGCCCUGCCCUCCUCGCCUUCUCCCCUGGCUUACAUGCUGAAGCUCUACCGUGGUCACCAGCCCCGCGCCUCCAUCGUCCGCAGCCUGCAGUCGCAGGAUGUGGCCAUGGUGAGCCAGCACUGGACUUUCGCCUUUGAUUUUUCCUUCUUGAGCCAAGACGAAGACCUAGAGUGGGCCGAGCUUCGGAUCCAACUGCCCCCGUCAGAGGAGCCUCCAGCAGAGGCCCCGCUCUUGGUAGAGAUCUUUCACCAGCCACGGUGGGAGUUCGAGGACAACUCCUCGGCCAUCUGCCUCGAGCGCCGGCAGCUGGCUUUGUUCGUCGUCACGGCCUCCCAGGUCACCUUCUCCUCGGACGGCAUGGUCCUGGAGGUCACCGAGCCCCUCUCCAAGUGGUUCAAGCCCCUGAGUGACCCGGAGGAGAUGCUGGCCUCGACCACGGGGGGGAUGGCUGCAGCAGGCCCCGACUGCAGGCGCCGGCCCCCAGAGCGCCCCGUCUCCGACGUGCUGCUCACGCUCCACUCUAACCUGUCCAAGGAGCAGAAGCGCUUGGGAAGCUCCACGCUGCUGUGGGAGGCCGAGAGCUCCUGGAGGGCCAGGGAAGGCCGGAUCUCACAGGAGGAGAAGCACAAGAGACGCCCCCGACACAGGAAAUGGAGCGAAAGCCAGCCCUGCAGGAAAGUGAGGUUCCAAGUGGACUUUAACCUGAUAGGCUGGGGCUCGUGGAUCAUCUACCCCAAGCAGUACGAAGCCUUUCGCUGUGAGGGAGAAUGUCCCAACCCCGUGGAAGAGAAGUUUCGGCCCACCAACCAUGCCUACAUGCAGAGCUUACUGAAGUUCUACCAGCCCCACCACGUGCCCUCCACGUGCUGUGUUCCCGUGAAGACGAAGCCCCUGAGCAUGCUAUACUCGCAGAACGGCAACGUCUUCCUGGAUCACCACAAGGACAUGAUAGUAGAGGAGUGCGGGUGCCACUGA